Messenger RNA from Triticum dicoccoides, 630 nucleotides. RefSeq names its product auxin-responsive protein SAUR36-like. Gene Ontology annotation, biological process: response to auxin. The record is from RefSeq and is a predicted model, not a curated record. Bases 62 to 526 code for a protein of 154 amino acids. Lineage: Eukaryota; Viridiplantae; Streptophyta; Magnoliopsida; Poales; Poaceae. The transcript has a single exon.
UCACACUCUACAACACACUUUCAGACUUUCGGAGCCAGCCAGGAACACAUCAGACUCUACCAUGAUCCAUCCAAAGAAGCUUGCUCAGCUGGCCAAGAAGUGCCAGCGGAUGUUGGCAGCCGGGACCGAUGCUCGCCACCGGCAGCAUGCCUCAGACAUGGUCGACGAUGAUCGCUGCAGCACAGCGUCAUCUGUGGUUGCCGAUGAGGGCCAUUGCAUGGUGUACAGCACCGACGGAACACGGUUUGAGGUCCCUCUGGCGUACCUCGGGACAACGGUCUUCGCUGAGCUCCUGAGGAUGUCUGAGGAGGAGUUUGGGUUCGCAAGCGGCAGCGAUGGAGGCAGGAUCACGCUGCCCUGUGACACCACGGUGAUGGAGUACGUCUUGUGCCUUAUCAGGAGAGAGGCCUCUGAGGAGGUUGAGAGGGCAUUCUUGAGCUCUAUUGCUGAGCAUUGCCACAACUACAGUGCUAGUUGUGUGGCGCCAUCGAUGGGACUCAGCCAUCAAUUUGCUCUUUGUACUUAGCUACUAGCUUAUCUGGUGAUUUUUUUUGUUAGAACCUGAAGAUCUCUGUACAGUCUGAUGUAAGAUCCUACUAUCAUGAGAAAUGAUAAAAAUAUUAUAUUUUA